This is a messenger RNA of Pseudopipra pipra, 7905 nucleotides long. RefSeq names its product phosphodiesterase 5A (gene PDE5A). NCBI's taxonomy places the organism in Eukaryota, Metazoa, Chordata, Aves, Passeriformes, Pipridae. Gene Ontology annotation, biological process: signal transduction. The transcript has 21 exons. The coding region runs from base 180 to 2750 and encodes 856 amino acids. The record is from RefSeq and is a predicted model, not a curated record. Gene Ontology annotation, molecular function: 3',5'-cyclic-GMP phosphodiesterase activity; protein binding.
GAUGCGCUGAGGUGCCGCGCACCGGGCUUCCUGCCGGCCGCACACCUGGGAGCGCGGCGCAGGCACGGGUGGGAGCCCCGGGCACCGGCAGUGGAGGAGGGCCGGGCCGGGCGGGGCCGGGCCGGGGGGAAGGCAGCGCCGGCAGCCGCGGCAGGAGGCGGCAGAGCGGCGGCGGGAGCAUGGAGCGCUGCUCUGCCCCCCCGCCCGAGCAGGAAGCGGUGGAAGCGUGGCUGGACGAUCACGGCGACUUUACCCGCUCUUACUUUGUUAGGAAAGCUACAAGAGAAAUGGUUAAUGCAUGGUUUGCUGAGAGAGUUCACACCAUCCCAGUCUGCAAGGAGGGAACCAAGUCCCAGAGCGAAUCCUGUGCUUGUCACCAGCCUGCCUGUGCCGAGACCACCAGCCCUGGGACACCGGCGAGGAAAAUCUCUGCUUCGGAAUUUGACAGACCCCUAAGGCCUAUUUUUGUCACGGACUCGGUAGGAGCAGUGAGCUUCCUCUCAGGCUCUGAAAAGAAGGAACAGAUGCCUCUGCCAUCUCCAAGGAUUGAGACCAGUGCAGGGGAUCAGUGCUCAAGACUAUUAGAACUUGUAAAAGACAUUUCCAGUCACUUGGAUGUCACGGCGCUGUGCCAUAAGAUCUUCCUGCAUAUCCACGAGCUGAUAGCAGCGGACCGCUAUUCCCUGUUCCUGGUCUGUGAGGACAGCUCCAAUGAGAAGUUCCUCGUCAGCAGGCUGUUUGAUGUGGCAGAAGGCUCCACCCUGGAAGAAGCUUCCAACAACUGCAUCCGCCUGGAGUGGAACAAGGGCAUUGUGGGGCACGUGGCAGCCAUAGGCCAACCUCUGAACAUCAAGAACGCCUAUGAGGAUCCAAGAUUCAAUGCAGAAGUUGACCAGAUCACAGGGUAUAAGACUCAGAGCAUUCUCUGUAUGCCAAUAAAGAAUCACAGGGAAGAGGUUGUUGGUGUGGCUCAAGCAAUCAACAAGAAAUCUGGAAUUGGUGGCACCUUCACUGAACAAGAUGAAAAGGACUUCGCCGCCUAUUUGGCGUUUUGCGGAAUUGUCCUUCACAACGCGCAGCUGUACGAGACGUCUCUGCUGGAGAACAGGCGCAAUCAGGUGCUUCUUGACCUUGCCAGCCUGAUCUUUGAGGAGCAGCAGUCUUUGGAAGUAAUCCUGAAGAAGAUAGCUGCCACUAUAAUAUCCUUUAUGCAAGUGCAGAGGUGUACCAUCUUCAUAGUGGAUGAAGACUGUCCCGAUACAUUUUCCAGUGUGUUUCACAUGGAAUCUGAGGAAUUAGAAGAUUCUGCUGAAAAUCUGAAGAGGGACUACGACACAAACCAAAUCAAUUACAUGUAUGCUCAGUACGUCAAGAACACCAUGGAGCCACUCAACAUCCCAGAUGUCUGCAAAGACAGAAGAUUUCCCUGGACGAAUGACAGUGCAGAAAAUGUAAGCCAACACAUAAAGAGUUUGCUGUGUACACCAAUAAAAAAUGGGAAAAAGAAUAAAGUGAUAGGUGUUUGCCAGCUGGUGAACAAGAUGGAAGAAAACUCAGGAAAGAUCAAGGCUUUCAACAGAAACGACGAGCAGUUCCUGGAAGCAUUCGUCAUCUUCUGUGGCCUGGGGAUCCAGAACACCCAGAUGUACGAGGCUGUGGAGCGAGCCAUGGCCAAACAGAUGGUGACAUUAGAGGUUCUCUCAUACCAUGCUUCUGCUGCUGAGGAGGAAACGAGGGAGCUGCAGGUAACAGUGGCUGCUGUGGUGCCAUCUGCACAGUGCCUCAACCUGACCGACUUCUACUUCAGCGACUUUGAGCUGUCAGACUUUGAAACGACGCUGUGCACGAUCCGCAUGUUCACAGACCUCAACCUGGUGCAGAACUUCCAAAUGAAGCACGAGGUUCUCUGCAGGUGGAUUUUAAGUGUAAAGAAGAAUUAUCGGAAGAACGUUGCCUACCACAAUUGGAGACAUGCCUUUAAUACUGCCCAGUGCAUGUUUGCUGCUCUGAAAUCUGGUAAAAUUCAGAGCAAACUGACUGACCUAGAAACACUGGCUUUGCUGAUCGCCACUCUGAGCCACGACUUGGAUCACAGGGGAGUGAACAACUCCUACAUACAAAGAAGCGAACAUCCGCUGGCCCAGCUGUACUGCCACUCAAUCAUGGAGCAUCAUCAUUUUGAUCAAUGCCUUAUGAUCCUGAAUAGCCCAGGAAAUCAGAUUCUCAGCAACCUUUCCAUUGAAGAAUACAAGGCUACACUGAAAAUGAUAAAACAAGCCAUUCUUGCCACAGACCUAGCACUGUACAUAAAGAGGAGAGGAGAAUUUUUCGAACUUCUAAGGAAGAAGCAGUUUAAUUGGGAAGACCCCACACAGAAGGAGCUAUUUUUAGCCAUGCUGAUGACUGCUUGUGAUUUAUCAGCUAUAACCAAACCAUGGCCAGUCCAGCAACGGAUUGCUGAGCUUGUAGCUACUGAGUUCUUUGAUCAAGGAGACAAAGAGCGGAAGGAACUCAACAUAGAACCAACAGAUCUAAUGAACAGGGAGAAGAAAAACAAAAUUCCCAGCAUGCAGGUUGGAUUCAUAGAUGCUGUUUGUUUGCAGCUGUAUGAGGCCCUAACACACGUGUCAGAGGCCUGCUCCCCUUUACUGGAUGGCUGUAAAAAGAACAGGCAGAAAUGGCAAGCCUUAGCUGAACAGCAAGAGAAGAACCUGAUUAACGGAGAGAGCAAUCAAGGCAAACGGAACUGAGAUGCUGAUUUAACAACCACAAGCUUAAGUUCACAUAGAAGACAUAGUAAUAGGGGAGUACUGCAUUUUGCUGAACACUGUAUGAAUCUGGCUUAUGUUUUGCCACUGCUGUAUUAUCUUUCCACGUUCCAAGAUAUAGCAUGACCAUGUGUAUGCCAAGAGAUAGUAUGUGUCUUUUAUUACAUCUGAUUGAGAUGGAAAAAGACCUGCAAGGGUGGUUUUUGCCCCCCUGCUCCAGCAGAAGGUACUAGUGCCCGAGAGCCUCUGACUUUCCAGAUGUAUAUAGUUGUUUGGUGAUCAUGUUGUGGCCAGUAUCUUACAGACUACUGCAUUUCGCACCUUUUUCUUUUCCCUCUCCCAAUCUUGCUGUGUUAUAAAAGUCAUGAGCAGUCUCGCCUGUUCUCUUCCCAGAGGCUCAGAGGGAAGACUGGGACUCACUCUGGGGAGCCUAAUCCAGCAUAUACUAUGCUGACCUCCUUCAGAAGACAGAACUGGGCUCUGAGGUGAAAAGCCCCAGAAUUUAUGCACCCAGUAGUUCAAUUUUGGUUUGUUUUUUUUUUUCAUAUCAAAUGGAUGUCUGAGCAAAUGUCUUAUUACAUUUGAAGAAGUUUUUAAGACCCUUGUGAAAUACUAGGCAAAGAGGGUCUUAGGAGUUUUGUGGUGGAAGUGUCACAAUUCUCCAUGAAUAAUGGAAACUGCUCGAAGACUGCUGAAAUGUCCCAGCAUAACUGACAGGCUGCCAUGGAAGGAUGAUGGAAGGAUGGCUCCCAUAGAAAGCUGCCAGAAGCACAGAGAGAAAUGGAAACUGAAGAGGAUCAUUUUUAUCUGCUGGUUUUAACUUCGUUUGGAAGUUGAUUUUAACACCAUCCAACCGACAGAGGGGAUCACGGGCAGAAGAGAACGUGACUGCAAGAGCAAGAGGUGACAAUCUGAGUCAGAAAGAUGCAGGAAUGGCACAAUCCUGGUGACUAUCCAUGACUGAUUCUUUAGGCCAGUGUUGCUAUGAAAUGGCUAUGACCACUUGGAAGGAAGUUUUGUGUUAACAUCUCUUACAAAUCAUUUUACCAAAAGCAAAAAUAGCCAAGAAUGCUACAGGGAUUUGCCAUUUGUAUAUGAGGCAUUAAUGUUCUGAAAAGUAAGAAGUCAAUUAACUUGCACUAGCAAAAACCCCAACAUUGGUAUUUUAUUUAAAAGAAGAUGAUUAAUAAAAAUGGUUGUGAAUUGGGGACCAAUUAAAGAAAAUAUGCAGAUGAGAGAGAUCCCAAAAGAGUAAAACAAAGAGAGUACUGUUCCUGGUGUAGACAGGAUCAGGAGAUGAAUGUCAGCAGUCUAAAAUGGAUCAGCAGUACCUGUAACUUUGGCUGCACAGACACACACAGAAGAGUGUGGGUUUUUAAUGUGUAAUAACGAUUCUCUGGUUAAAAUCUGCAAUUGUGUUGGGCAAAAGUAACACACUUGGGAUUGUACUUUGAAGUACGGGCAUUUAUUUCUAUCACAAUAAUCCAGAACAUUCUAGUUUGAAACUGCAAUGAAUUAUCAACCCCUCCCCUGGUCAGAAAGAAGUGAAAAGUCCCCCUUUUUAUCAAUUUCUUCAUUUAGAUAAUUUAUACCAGAAGCUAAGAAAAUAUAAAGCAAAUGUUUCAAAAUGUCUGACGAUACUGAGUUUCAUAGUUGAAUUUUUUUUUUAAUGUAGAAUAAGGUAUUCUGACAGUCAGCAGCACUUCUGCCAUCUAAAUUAUUUGUCACUGAUUAAAUCCUAUCUCAGACUUCUCUAAAGAGCACCAAUAAUGUAUUAUUGCAGCUGAAUUUGAAAACAUUUUUCUAGAAAAGUGUUUCUCCUGAUUUCCUUCACACAGAUUAAAAAAAAAAAAAAAAGGUGUGGAUUUCAAUAAUAAUUCAGAAUUCCAGGACUACUGUUAUGCAGUGCUCAAUAUGUGUAUUUAUAUGCAAAUGACAGCAGCCUGCCCACCCCAACAAAAGAUUUUAGGUACUUUUUGAUAAAUAGGAAACUUUGCUUCAGGAUUUGCAUAGUCCUUGUAUAGUCUUCUCCUUGAGUGCUUGAGAUACUGAAAUAUAAUUAUUACACUAACUGAUGAGAUACGUAUUUAAUAUAAAUAUGAAUAAAUUAUAUGUAUAUAAAGGUGUAUUCUUGGUAUUAUGGUUGAGACUGGUAAUUCAUGGUGACAACACAGCAGAUAACUAUGAUAAUAUUACAGUGUAGUGACUGAGCAUCUUUUACAUUAAUAUCCCAGUAUUUCUUUGCUAUAUUGUGUGUCCAGCAAAGCUUUAUUAUAACUAAAUUUAUAACUGCUACAGAAGAGUGAUGGAUUCAUACCUUUGACUUGAAAAAAAAGGGCAUGACAUUACAUUUUUUAAAGGUUCACUUACAAUGAGCAGUUAUAGAGUAUGUGCAUAUAUUUAAUUACAUAUCUGUACACAUUUAUCCCACGGAAUCUCUUCCACUACAGAGAUUGGAACAUAGGUAUAAAUACAGUUCCUAGUAAAUAAACCAUUUAUUUAUCAUAAUACACCUGUAUCUGUAUGUAUUUCUACAAAACCAAAGCCUUUAAACUACUGGUUUAAGAACCUUAAAAGCAUAGACUGCUGUAGUUCCUGAAAUUUCAGAGCAUGAUCAACAUUUUUAAAUCGUGUUUAAUUCUGCCUGAAGGCAAAGUCAGAGUGUGCUGGUUCUGUGUCAGCUUUGUGUGAAGCAUUUGCAGAAACUGCUCAUUCCUUUCAUAAUGGAGAUAUGGGACAAUAUGGGGGAAAAAAAAAAGCCAGCCUGUCUCCUGCUUGGAGUUCACUGCCUUUAAAAUGCAACAUUUUCAAACCCAGCUAGUGGAUUACAGUCCCAAGCUGCCCUUCAUUUCAUUAUGAGUUGUGUUUCUAGUGAUUUUAGUCAGGUCUCAAACGUUUUCUCCCCAAUUUAUACUGUCUAGCUAAAACAAUCAGCGGGGAUUACACAAGAAACCAGCUGAAGUGGAGUUUUUCCCUUGGUCAGUUCAGACUAAAGUUUAUUAAAGCCAUUGUCAAAUUCGAUAUUUCAAUCUUCAGGUACAGAAUUUGUCCCACCAAUGUCUCAAUGAAGGCAUCUAAGUUAGUAUCCUACUUGAUCUCAGAUAUGGACAUAUUUUCUUGUAGACUCACUCCACAGCACAGUUUAAUGUUUAAAGUACACUUUUCCUUCUGUUUUUGUUCUCCUUCUCAAAAAAAUUGCUUGUCAUAUGUAUUAACACACAAAAAAUUACUGAUUAACCCUACCUCUUCUAAUUAAAAAUAACAAUGAGGUUCUUAAGCUGUAGGUUGAACUUCUUUUCCAAUAAGUUAGUCCCACAUCCAAUAUUAGCUGUGGAACAUCUAGAUUUUCUAUUAUCUCACACAAUUAAAGAAAGGGGAGGAAAAUAAUGUGAUGUUGAUUUUGGAGAUGGUGAUAAUUGUUAAUUAGCAGCUUAAAGUUAAGAGCAGAUUACUCUCUUAUCUUCAAGUGAGCUAGUGAGAAAAGUAAACAACCUAUUCCACUGAUGAUCAACUGAUCUCUCCUUGGAAGAGAGGACUGAAGCCUGAUUUUAUGUACCACUCCCAUUCGUGUAAAGAUAAACUUUUCACCUCCAAUCCAAAGCAUUUUACCUGGCAGUGGCAUGAACUGACAAAAUCAGAACUCUGUCUAAUUCAUAGACAAGAUUUCUCAAAAUCCCCAGGUAACUAAUUUUCCAAUGCAUUGCACAGAAAACUUAUGAAGAGUCAGAUCUAGUCCCAUAAAAUUCGGGGAUGUUGCCUGAGUUAUCUGGUUGGUGUCCCUUGCAGUUCUCCACAGGAAGACAGCAGAGAGUUCUUAUGGAAAAAAAAGAAGCCACACUGAUAUUAAAUUCAUACCUUUUUUAAAGGUUUUAUAAAGAUCUGGUAUUUCAGGCAAAUAUAUGUAUUGGCUUUAGUUUGGAGUCUUGUCUCUGUGAUGCUGUGGGUUUUUCUCUUCAUGUCAAAUCACGUGCAGUUUACAUUCCACAAGGUUUCAGCUUUAUUUCACAGUUCCCUGCUGCACUUCUUCAGGGACUUGCACUAAUUUGAAAGAUAAACUUGAACAUUGGAGCUUGAAUAAAAGAAUGAGUUUGGCCAGAGUAUGGUAAAUAACGAAAGCUGGAUUUUUUAGUUUGGACUUUGACAGGAAGAAGAAACAUCCCAGAAUGUGGCCUGGUGAUUAGUGACACUUGUUAAAUACAGCAAAUAGUGCCAGCAGGAUAUUUUAUCUUUGUCACUGCUAGAUGAAUGGAAGUUGCAUGGGAAAGUUUAUUUUCCACAUAAAGACGUUUGUUUCCAUAGAGAAACUCAGAUCUAAGUACCACUGUUUGUAAAUGUGUAUUGAUGUGACAGUGCUGUAGAAUAGCCAGUUUUCACUUAUUUUCACAGCAUGAGCUGGUCAUGCCAGGGUCUAAAGCAUGCUCUGAUGCCUAUUUAAAGUCAGUCAUACAGAUUCCCACUUACCUCAGUGGGAGUUGGAUUGAGUGUAUAGAAAGUGAAAGAAUGGUCAAAUCCACCUUUUUUACCUUCAAGGAGGGACCAAACUCUUACCUUGGCAACACCUGCCUCACCUGCUCUUUGCUGUGUUCAGCUCUUCCUGCUGAUGCCUGAGGUACCUUACAGAUGGAACUGAAGUUAGAAUUUGAGCCCUUUCUGUGUUCACAUGGGGGACACCUGCAUGUGUCUCUUAAAGAAUGUAGUGUGAAAUGCACUGUAAAUAGUUUUAAUAUACAUUCCUAUUAUGGUUUAAUAAAAAUCUUAGUCACAGUCACCAAUCACUGAGUGUGUCCACUUGUAUUCUUUUAUCUUUGAAAAAAGUUUGAACAAAUAUAUAGUUUCUGGGCACAGUAUUUUUGUACUAGGUUGAGGGGUUUCUCUGUAUAUUAUGUUUUGCCUGUGAGCAGUAUUAAAGUCUUCUGAAUGCUAUGUGUUCUUUCUUGCUUCUGUCCUAUGACUUCUUAGAGUAAAGCUGGUUACAUUACUUUAAAGAAUCAUUAUCCCUACUUACUGUACAGCUGACAGAGAAUACAGAGUCAGGAUAUUUUCUAUGGUCAGACUGCUGCUUAUUAGUUAUCUCCUCAUUCUUCUCUUUGUACUGUUUUCAUGCUUUUUAAAAUAAAAAGGAUGAUGUCAAAUUUUA